This is a messenger RNA of Equus caballus (horse), 1308 nucleotides long. RefSeq names its product C-type lectin domain containing 9A (gene CLEC9A). Lineage: Eukaryota; Metazoa; Chordata; Mammalia; Perissodactyla; Equidae. Gene Ontology annotation, biological process: receptor-mediated endocytosis. Gene Ontology annotation, cellular component: cell surface; membrane. The record is from RefSeq and is a predicted model, not a curated record.
CAGUGUGUUCCUGACUACAAAAGAAGUUAUUUGUCUCAGCAACUCAGGUAGACAGCCUUACCUAUCAAAGCAUCUCAGACAUGCAGGAGGAAGAAAUGUACACCUCUCUCCAAUGGGAUAACCCAACAUCAAACCCUUACCAGAAAAAUCUGCCUUCCAAAUGUUCAGGAACACGGUGUCUUGUGAUAGUGAUUUCAUGUAUUUUCUGCAUGGGCUUGUUAACAACGUCCAUUUUCUUGGGCAUCAAGUUGUUCCAGGUGUCUGCUAUUGCAGUGAAGCAGCAAGAAAAACUCAUCCAACAGGAGAGAACACUGUUGAACUUCACACAGUGUAAUAGAAACCAUGACUUCCAGAUGAAAUGCUGUCAAAUCCUCAUGAAAAACUCAUUAAAUUCAGCCCAUCACUGCAGCCCUUGUCCAGACAACUGGAUUCAGAAUGGAGAAAGUUGUUACUAUGUCUUUGAAAAUCACAAAACUUGGCAUACCAGUAAACAGGUUUGUUUGAAGGAGGGCUCUAAUCUUCUACAAAUAGACAACAAAGAAGAAAUGGACUUUAUCACAGGCAGCCUGAAGAGGAUCAAAAGCAGCUAUGAUUACUGGGUGGGACUGUCUCAGGACGGACUCAGCGGACCUUGGCUUUGGCAAGAUGGUUCUUCUCUUUCCCCAGACCUGUGGCCAGUACAGAGACCGCAAUCACCUAACCUGGUCUGUGGAUACCUCAAAAACAAGAUCCUUUUUUCAGCUAACUGCAGCAGUUGGAAACAUUUUAUCUGUGAGAAGUAUGCAUUAAGAUCUUGCAUCUGAAAGAAAUUGUGCUUUAAGUGAUCUCUCUAUUACAAUAGUAUUUGUAACAGGCCCUUGGAAAACCUGCUACAAAAAGCCAAAGAGUAAGUGCAGAAGUAAACCAAUGCAUGGGCUACGAAGCUAGCUACCUGGGACACACAGCUUAUUUUGUCACCUACAGUUCGUAAUAUUCUUUAAUACUUUCCAGAUACUUCUUUGACAUUGUUCAAAUUACCAAGAAUACAAUUGAUUUAGAGCUAUAUAGAACAAAACUCUGAAGAAUUGAAAAUAAACUGAAGAAAAAUAAUUUUCAUUUGUCACUUUUUUCUUUUUUUUCCUUUUUUUCAUCUAGAGUGGCUAUAACUCCACACAGAAAACUCUAAGUCACUGGUGAGAUGACAUAGUUCUAGUUGACUGAUACUUUUUUAAUAAAUAAAUAAAUGUGGCCUUUUAAACCUCACUGUCUGCCAGAUCUUUCUAUUCAUUUUUUAAGCUUCCAGGUAUUGUGCUAUUGGACUGGUAGGAA